Monoraphidium neglectum is the source of this 474-nucleotide messenger RNA. RefSeq lists its product as hypothetical. The record is from RefSeq and is a predicted model, not a curated record. Gene Ontology annotation, molecular function: glycine:2-oxoglutarate transaminase activity; L-alanine:glyoxylate transaminase activity; L-alanine:2-oxoglutarate transaminase activity. Lineage: Eukaryota; Viridiplantae; Chlorophyta; Chlorophyceae; Sphaeropleales; Selenastraceae. Gene Ontology annotation, biological process: photorespiration. The transcript has a single exon. Bases 1 to 474 code for a protein of 157 amino acids.
AUGACCAACAUCCACCCCGGCGCCAUCGAGGAAAUGUACAAGAUCGCCUCCAUCAACCUCAGCCCCGGCACCGUCGGCCAGAUCGCCAUGUCCUGCAUGGUCAACCCCCCCGCGCCCGGGUCCCCCAGCUACGACCUCUGGAGGCAGGAGCGCGAGGGCGAGCUCGCGUCGCUGCGGCGCCGCGCGCACAUGGUGACGGACGGGUUCAACUCGCUGGAGGGCGUGACCUGCAACUUCACGGAGGGUGCCAUGUACGCCUUCCCGCGCCUCCACCUGCCGCCCAAGGCGGUCGCGGCGGCCAAGGCGGCGGGCAAGGCGCCGGACGUGUUCUACUGCCUGCGGCUGCUGGAGGCGACGGGGAUUUCCACCGUGCCGGGCAGCGGGUUUGGGCAGGAGGAGGGGACGUUCCACCUGCGGACGACGAUCCUGCCGCGGGAGGAGAAGAUGGCCGAGUUUGUGCAGCUGUUCAAGUGA